Messenger RNA from Otolemur garnettii (small-eared galago), 2035 nucleotides. It is a transcript of the gene RTKN, whose product is annotated as rhotekin. The coding region runs from base 206 to 1861 and encodes 551 amino acids. Gene Ontology annotation, biological process: actomyosin contractile ring assembly; mitotic cytokinesis; septin ring organization. Gene Ontology annotation, cellular component: actomyosin contractile ring. NCBI's taxonomy places the organism in Eukaryota, Metazoa, Chordata, Mammalia, Primates, Galagidae. The record is from RefSeq and is a predicted model, not a curated record. The transcript has 12 exons.
UGGCUUCCCUAGGGGGCCUUGGAACAGCAGUAGGUGAGGAAAAUUUCACAGCAGCAGGAGUAACAGUAACGAGUGGACAGGGCAGCCUCUGCUCAAACUCUGGUCACUUCUUUCAAGACUGAGGGAACAGUGGGAGGAGAAUUGUGGGACUAUCUGCCCCCUCUGGAGGGGUCUAUAAGUGAAAGGGCACUGGUGGGGCACAGAGAUGCAGGACAGAUUGCACAUCCUGGAGGACCUGAAUAUGCUCUACAUUCGGCAGAUGGCACUCAGCCUGGAGGACACAGAGUUGCAGAGGAAGCUAGACCAUGAGAUCCGGAUGAGAGAAGGGGCCUGUAAGCUGUUGGCAGCCUGUUCCCAGCGAGAACAGGCUCUGGAAGCCACCAAGAGCCUGCUUGUGUGCAAUAGCCGCAUCCUCAGCUACAUGGGCGAGCUACAGCGGCGCAAAGAGGCACAGGUGCUGGGGAAGACAGGCCGGCGGCCUUCGGACAGCAGCCCACUUGCUGAGCGCUCUCCCUGCCGAGGCCGCGUCUGCAUCUCUGACCUCCGGAUUCCACUCAUGUGGAAGGACACAGAAUAUUUUAAGAACAAAGGUGACUUGCAUCGCUGGGCUGUGUUCCUGCUGUUGCAGCUAGGGGAAUGCAUUCAGGAUACAGAGAUGAUCCUGGUGGACAGGACACUAACGGACAUCUCCUUUCAGAACAAUGUGCUCUUCACUGAGGUGGGGCCAGACUUUGAACUACGGUUGGAGCUAUAUGGGGCCUGUGUGGAAGAGGAGGGUGCGCUGGCUGGCACCCCCAAGAGGCUUGCCACCAAACUCAGCAGCUCCCUGGGCCGCUCCUCAGGGAGGCGUGUCAGGGCAUCGCUGGACAGUGCAGGGGGUUCAGGAAGCAGCCCCAUCUUGCUCCCUACCCCAGCUGUGGGUGGUCCUCGUUACCACCUCUUGGCUCACACCACACUCACCCUGGCAGCAGUGCAAGAUGGGUUUCGCACACAUGACCUCACCCUUGCCAGUCAUGAGGAGAACCCUGCCUGGCUGCCCCUUUAUGGUAGCGUGUGUUGCCGCCUGGCGGCUCAGCCUCUCUGCAUGACUCAGCCUACUGCAAGUGGUACCCUUAGGGUACAGCAAGCUGGGGAGAUGCAGAACUGGGCACGAGUACAUGGAGUACUGAAAGGCACAAACCUCUGCUGCUACCGCCAACGUGAGGAUGCAGACACUGGGGAAGAGCCACUGUUCACUAUUGCCAUCAACAAGGACACUCGAGUCCGGGCCGGAGAACUGAACAAAGUCCCAGGACAACCCUUUACCCUAAGUGUCAGUAACCGGUAUGGGGAUGAUGAAGUGACACACAUCCUUCAGACACAGAGUCGGGAAGCCCUGCAAAGCUGGAUGGAGGCUCUGUGGCAGCUUUUCUUUGACAUGAGCCAGUGGAAGCAGUGCUGUGAUGAAAUCAUGAAAAUUGAAAUUCCUGCUCCCCGGAAACCACCCCAAGCAUUGGCCAAGCAGGGAUCCUUGUACCAUGAAAUGGCUAUUGAGCCACUGGAUGACAUCGCAGCGGUGACAGACAUCCUGGCUCAGCGGGAGGGAUCAAGGCUGGAGACACCCCCACCCUGGCUAACAAUGUUUACAGACCAGCCUGCCCUGCCUAACCCCUGCUCGCCUGCCUCAGUGGCACCAGCCUCAGCCUGGACCCAUCCUCUGUCCUGGGGGCGACCCCGAACCUUUUCCCUGGAUGCUGUGUCCCCAGACCAUUCCCCUGGGGCUUCUCGCUCGGUUGCCCCUCUCCCUGUGCAGCAAUCCCCACAGUCCAGAAGCUUCUGCAGCAAAGGCCUAGCCCGCACCUGGCUCCAGUCACCAGUGUGAGAUAGAAAGGUCCUGGCAACAGGAUCUUGCCAGAAGAGAAAAUGACUUAUGUGCAACUGGGCUCCGGAUACGGCACCAUCUGUAGCAAGUUGGCCAGCUUGGCCUCCUCUUCCUGUGCUGGACUGGGGAUAGGCUGGGGAGGGGUGCAAAAGCUCCUCUUAAGAUGUGUUUGCC